UUAAUUAUCGGAUCAUAUGUUUGGGUGUUUGAAAUAUAGAUUUUUAUGAAAUAUACUAACUACAAACCCUAAAUUCAAACAAUAUUAAUUGAAUAGAAUCUUAACUCUUAUACUAAAUAAAUUCUUUGAAUAUUUCUUAUUUAUUCAGUGUCAUGCCACGUGUCCUAGCAGAUAUGAAAAUGUGACAGCAAUAAUACAACCGGGUAUGGAAUAUCAUUACUACUUUACAGAUUCGACCGUUAGACCUUAGAAAGCAAAGUCCAACGUGUCUUGUCCACUUUCUUCAAAUUUUAAAUUUUGAACGCUUUUGCCUUUCCCUUUUCCUAUCAAAGCAUAUUCGAUUUCAACCCUUUAAAAUCAACUUUAAAUCAAUCUGUUUUGAGAUCAUAGAUUCCUCUUUUUGUCAUAGAAAAAAUGGCGUUGAGACCCAUUGAUAAUGCACUCCCGAUUCCGCCAGAGAGACCCAAGAAACAAGCCAAAGUGUCGAUUCCAAUCCAGAAAAAACCAUCAGAAUGUGGUGUAAAAGACGAGAACAAGGCUCCUUUGCCACCAUCUGAGAAUCGGGAUGCCUCCGUUGAUUACAUCUCUUCUGAGAAUCUCAAACCCUUUCAAGACCCAGAAUCAAACAUUCAUAGCUUAGUCGAAGGGUUGGAUUCAAAGGAUUGGAUUAAGGUGUGCGAGUCAUUGAAUGAUGCUAGGCGGUACUCUUUGUAUCACUCCACCCUACUGCUUCCAAUCUUAGAGAAAGUGAUGUUGGUAGUUGUGAAGGCAAUGAAGAACCCAAGAAGUGCUCUUUGCAAGACAUCGAUUAUGGCUGCUUCGGAUAUCUUCAAUGCCUUUGGUGAAAAGUUGCUUGAUUCCACUGAUUCUGGUGCAUUUGAUCAGUUGUUAUUGCAGCUGUUAUUAAAAGCUUCUCAGGACAAGAAGUUUGUGUGUGAAGAAGCUGAUAAGUCGCUGACUGCAAUGGUUAAGUCCAUUGCUCCUUUGCCUCUGCUUCAGAAGCUUCGCGGGUAUGUUAAUCAUGGCAACCUCAGAGUCAGAGCUAAAGCUGCUGUUUCCAUUUCCGAUUCUGUUUCCAAGAUGGGGCUGGAAGAAAUCAAAGAGUUUGGGUUGGUUACACUGCUUCAAAUGGCUGCAGAUUUGCUGAAUGAUAGACUGCCGGAGGCCAGAGAGGCUGCAAGAAGCAUUGUAUUUUCUGUACACAAGGCAUUUACAGAAAAUGAAGAGAAGAAUCCGGAGGAGGCUUGGCAAAGCUUGUGCCAGACAAAUUUAUCACCCAUUCACGCUCAGUCCAUGAUCAAAGUUAUUGCUUCUCAUUAGAAUUUAGAGUAACAGAUUAUAGCAGCAGCACGGGUGGUAGAAAGCUAGGGGUUGGUUUCAUGUAAAUGCUGUUUUUACAUGAUUCUAUAGAACAAUUGUUUCGUCCACUUUCUUUGUUUAUUCUUUCUUUAUCCUUGAAUUGAAAUCGACUUCAAUCGCACAUUUCAU
This is a messenger RNA of Durio zibethinus, 1488 nucleotides long. RefSeq lists its product as uncharacterized. Gene Ontology annotation, molecular function: microtubule binding. NCBI's taxonomy places the organism in Eukaryota, Viridiplantae, Streptophyta, Magnoliopsida, Malvales, Malvaceae. Gene Ontology annotation, biological process: microtubule cytoskeleton organization. Gene Ontology annotation, cellular component: cytoplasmic microtubule. The record is from RefSeq and is a predicted model, not a curated record.